AAAUUUUCUUUUGCAAGUUUAGUGCUUUUGGGUUUCCUGUUUAUCGAUUUCUCUCAAUCCAAAUCUGCUGAAGUAUUCUGGUGUUAUUUGCGAGCUGUUGUGGUGUGUCUACAAAUGAGUAUGGAUCUGGAUAAAGCUAUUCAGAAGAUGUCUAUUGCCGAUGCUGAUGACAAACCUCUCAUCCUCUCUAAUCAACCCCAGAAACUACAAGACAAAAGGAAGCAGAAGGAAGGAUUAGUGAAGGAACUUGAUUCGGUUAUCUCCAAUCCUUCUGGUGCUAGUUUUAUGGCUGAUGCUAGGAAAGGAUUGGAAAAAUCAAGUGGAUGUGAAGCUAGUUCAUCAGGUUCAGGCUUUAAGACUUACAAAAUGAAGAAACCUAACUUAUCUUGGCUAAGAAAAGCUAAACCAGGCAAGGAGCCUCCUUUGAAGACUAAGGUAAUGGAUUUACUUGGGGAGGAAAUAGAAAUGAUCAAUGGAUUCAAUGCAAGUUAGACAGAUGUUUUGGGAACUCUGCUUGGUUUUCUCUAUUUCCAAACUCGCACCAAUGGUUCUUGGAAAGUUUUGGUUCUGAUCAUCGUCCUGUACUGGUCAAGUUCAUCAAUGAUCAUGAGCUGUUUCGUGGUCAAUUUCGAUUUGACAAAAGAAUGGCUGAUAAUCCUGCAUGUAAUGAAACUAUAUCCAGAUC
Arabidopsis arenosa is the source of this 685-nucleotide messenger RNA. The record is from the annotation of a GenBank genome assembly. Lineage: Eukaryota; Viridiplantae; Streptophyta; Magnoliopsida; Brassicales; Brassicaceae.